Notechis scutatus (mainland tiger snake) is the source of this 2425-nucleotide messenger RNA. It is a transcript of the gene AK6, whose product is annotated as adenylate kinase 6. Lineage: Eukaryota; Metazoa; Chordata; Lepidosauria; Squamata; Elapidae. Gene Ontology annotation, molecular function: AMP kinase activity; ATP binding; ATP hydrolysis activity. Gene Ontology annotation, cellular component: cytoplasm; nucleus. The record is from RefSeq and is a predicted model, not a curated record.
GGAGUAAAUAUGACCGAGAAAGAUUCCGGGUGGGUGGGGGAAGAGAACCCUACACGGCUUUACCAGUCGCUGCUUUUCCACCCACCGUUGGACUUCAAAGAGGAAGGAGGGCCAGUCUGACGUCUUAGUCUGCUGCCAUCCGAGUUGGACGAUUCAGGCCCCCGCGAACUGCUGCACGUGGCUUCUGGAUGGCAACUUGGAAAGUGGCUGUAGGAGCAACAGAGCGGCUAUGAAGAGGCCUAACAUUUUACUCACAGGGACACCUGGUGUCGGGAAAACUACACUAGGCAAAGAGAUAGCUCUGAAAACAGAUUUUACAUACAUUAAUGUGGGGGAUAUGGCUAAAGAAGGGGAACUUUAUGAAGGCUUUGAUGAAGAAUAUGAAUGCCCAAUAUUAGAUGAAGAUAGAGUUAUUGAUGAAAUGGAAGAUAAGAUGAAGGAUGGAGGUGUCAUAGUUGAUUAUCACAGUUGUGACUUCUUUCCUGAACGCUGGUUUAACAUAGUAUUUGUGCUUCGCACUGAAAACUCUUUUUUAUACAACAGAUUAGAAAACAGAGGUUACAAAGGAAAAAAGCUUCAAGACAAUAUUCAGUGUGAAAUCUUUCAGACAAUUUUUGAAGAAGCUAUGUCAUCCUAUAAAGAAGAAAUUGUACACCAGUUGCCUAGUAAUACUCCAGAAGAUAUGGAACGGAAUUUAGAUCAAAUUAUACAGUGGAUUGAACAGUGGAUAAAAGACAACAACUGAUUUUGAAAUAAUCAUAUUUAUAGGGAUAAAUAGAAGUUGUGUUUUCAUUCAUUGAAGAAACUAAUAGUUCAUUCAAGAUUAAAAUUAAUGAGGCCACUGAAUUUUCUAUUCUAUGCUGUGUUCUUUAGACUCUGUGAAAGCAGGUAUCAGACAUUAGAGUUAAGAAUUUAAAAAUCUGAAAUUAUACUAAAUUGGGUAUCCAAUAAUAAAAAUAUUUGAAAAGAUGAAAAAUAAUAGUUCCUUAGUUAAUAUGGCUGCCAAAAUCUUAUUCCUGUACAAAGUUUUAUUAACAGCGGAUCUUUUGUAAUUCAUUUCUAAAUGUGGGACCAUGCAAUUUAAUAUAUGAACAUAAUUUUGGUCAUUAUUUUAUUAACAUGUUGUAAAUACCCAGGCAAAUUUGUAUCUAUGUUUUUGUUAUUUAUAAGAUUUGUUGCGACUAAGUAAACUACUUUUUGUUCAGCUUAUUUCUUGUUCAGUUUAGAAGGCAUCCUCAUGAACUCAUCUCUCUCUGAUUUUUGAAAUAAGUAAAUAGGUAAUAUGUGGCCAUAACAACAAUGAUCCAAGAAGUGUCUGAUGCGUGGUUCAUAAUAUUACCAGAAUUUAUUAUCCUAUUUUUUUCUAAAUAUUGAGUAACUUGAUAAAAAGUUAUAGUGAAAAGAUGAGAACAUUGAUUGGUGAGAAACUGCAUUUUGUCAUGUAAAAUAUGCCUAUAUAACGUACAUAAAGUAUAUUUUUUUCUUUGCAGCUCCCAAAUUUGAUAUUAAAUGUAUCAAUAAAUUACGAUUUUAGUCCUAAUCAUAUAUCACUGGAUUCUAUUCAGAGUUUGAACAGAGGACUGUAUUCAGAUUCUCUUCUUUUUCCCCAUCCAAGAUCCAAAAGAGACUUUGAACUUCAGGGAUAUACUCUUCUGCCUCUUGUACUAUUAAUGAAAUGACUUGAUUAGAAGCACAAUUGCCUUCUGUUUUCUAUUUUGGUUACAUUCUAAAAAUGGUUACCAAUCCCACUUAAAUUGAAUCAACAUGAGAUGGGUUUAAAAUAGGGUCACACAUACUUCCUUCUCCAUUCCUAAACUGGGUCAAUAAUAUUAUUUUACAGUAUUCCUAUAAUUGUAGUAAUACAGGUCAUCAUUUAGCUACUACAGUUGUGAUCAUGAUGAAACAGUAAUGACCAGUUCUUAGACCUUUACAGGUCUAUAAAGCAAACCCAAGCUGAAGUAAGAUGAUAAGCAUAGAAGUAGUUUCACUUUUGACUGCUUCAUUUAAUGAAUGAGUUGUUGGUCCAAUUGUGAUUGCUAAAUGAGAAUUACCUGAAAAAAUAUUUUUAAAAAAGUCUCAUGAAGCAUAAUUUUAGUCACUCUGCCUAGAGUAUUACUGUACUUCAUUUGUCUGAAACUAAAAUUCUCAGACAAAGUUACAUUUUGUUAAACAUUAAAUAUUUUUAGAUUGCAACUGAACUGAUUGAAAAUAGUCACUUCUGUUAGGUACUAUGUUCAUGGUAUCUGAAAAGCAUGCUUGGCCAAUUGCAAGAUUCAAUUUACCUUCUGUAUAUUAAGUAUAGUGAUUCUUGGUCUUUGAUUAUUACAAAUAUUGCAGUAUUUAGGAAUAAUGUUUUGAGCAGUCAACAAUUUGGAUCAUGCAUCUUUUAUUUAGUACUGUAUUAUAUAGAUUAUUUUCAAAAUAA